UUAAUUAAACCGUCGCCGUCUUCAUCUCUCUCUCACUCUCUCUCCAGCCCAAGGUUAUACAACGACCCCAUCAAUCUCCGACGACCGCAACCCCGGAGUCACCAGAACCUUUUUCCUUUCACGAAUCGGAGCCAUUGUCGAACGUCCGCCGCGGUUUCUCAAACCUAUAGCUGCCGAGUGCCGCCGCCGCCGUCGUUGGGGGUGAUAUGGCAACCCUAAGGAAUCUGAAAAUCAAGACGGGCACUUGCAAGCGUCUCGUUAAGGAGUUUCAUUCUUAUGAGAAAGAGGUUGAGAGAGAAGCCGCGAAGACAGCUGACAUGAAGGACAAAGGAGCUGAUCCUUAUGACCUCAAACAACAGGAAAAUGUGCUGGCUGAAUCAAGGAUGAUGAUCCCCGAUUGUCGAAAGCGCCUGGAGGCCUCAUUAGCCGACUUAAAAGGAAAUUUGGCUGAGUUAGAAGAGGAGUUGAACCAGAAAGAAGGCCCUGAGAUUGAAGAAGCUCAAACCAUUAUUGCGGAAGUUGAUAAGUUGUUCCAGACAACAGAAGCCUGAUUUUCCGUCCUUUGUAACAGUGACCCAAGUUUCUGUGGUUUGAAAUCUGCAGACUUUAUUUGUUCCCUAACAAGAGGAGUUCCUUGGCAUUGAGAAAGCAAGGACCUUAGUCUCCUUGUAUUGCUUACUUCAAGCAUAUGUAAACACAGUAAACUGAAAGCUUCCUGACUCUCGUCUUUCAGUUCUGUUCCCAUUGACAAUCUUGAAUCUUAAUACAUUUGGAACUAUCCCAAACUUCGAGUGAACAGUAU
Molecule: messenger RNA, 802 nt
Organism: Argentina anserina (silverweed cinquefoil)
Lineage: Eukaryota; Viridiplantae; Streptophyta; Magnoliopsida; Rosales; Rosaceae
Product: tubulin-folding cofactor A
Exons: 4
Coding region: 207-551 (114 amino acids)
Biological process (GO): post-chaperonin tubulin folding pathway; tubulin complex assembly
Cellular component (GO): cytosol; microtubule cytoskeleton
Molecular function (GO): beta-tubulin binding
Source: RefSeq, a predicted model, not a curated record